This is a messenger RNA of Prorocentrum cordatum, 1225 nucleotides long. Lineage: Eukaryota; Dinophyceae; Prorocentrales; Prorocentraceae. The record is from the annotation of a GenBank genome assembly.
AGCCGAGCCGAGGCUCAGGGCCCGGGGAGGCCGACGGCGCCCUGCGCAACCCGGCGCGCGCGCGCGCCCGCCCGCAUGCGCCCUCGGCCGCCGCUCGCCUCGGCGCUGCCUCGGGCGCCACUGGCGGCGGGCUCGGAGAUCUUGUCCGUGCCCGCCGCGCAAGCGGCGACGCCGCAGUCUGUGACGAGCGCCAACGCCGGUGACUUCCACCCGAACGAGGACAGGGUCGUGCAGGGCCGCGGGACGUGCUGGCUCGAGGACGGGUCCGAGGUCGACGCGCGAGGUCGUGGGCGUCGUCGACGGCCACGGCGGCUCCGGGGCCUCCGACCUGAUCGCGGCGGAGGUGCUCGGGAUCCUCGGCGAGCACCUGGAAGCCUCCCUUGGGGACGCCGUGGCCGCGCUCGGCGCCGCGUUCGCCGACCUGGAGGACCCGAUCGGCGCUGUCUGGAGCUGGAGCCCCCGUCGGGCGCGUGCGUGUGCCUCUGCGUCGUCAGUGGGGACCGGGUCGUCGUGGCCAACGUGGGCGACUGCAGGGCCGUGGCGCUGUCCUUCGACGGCGAAGGGUGCGCCCUGAGCGUCGACCAGCGCUGCGGGGAGGGGCCCGAGUACGCGAGGAUCGUCGAGGCGGGCGGCGCCGUCGUCGGCAACGCCGUGGAGGGGCUGAUGCCCGCGCGCACGGUGGGCGACGCGGACGUCAAGCGCCUCUGCCCGCCGAGGGUGAUCCUGGCCGAGCCCGAGGUCCGCGCCUGGGAGGGCCGCGGCGUCGUCGUGCUGGCCACGGACGGGGUGUGGGACGUGGUCGGCAGCGAGGAGGCCCUCGAGCUGAUCCCCUACAAGGGCAGGGCGCUGCGGCGCGAGUGCCGCGACCCGGGGGCGUCGUGCGCUCGGUCUCGGGCGCGGAUCGGGGCCGGGCCGCCCUGGCCUGCGGGCAGCCAUCUCUUCCCCAAAGACAUCUUCGCGUCGUGAGACGAUCACGGUGGUGUCGCAGCUCUGCACGCCGUGGCGCGUGCUCACUGCCUCCGGAUGCCCGCGGCGCUCGCGUCCCGUCGGCUCCGGAAUCGCAGUACGGAUUGGUGCACUACGCCUGCUCUGCCACUGCCCGCCCUCCACACCUGCACUGACCUCAACGUGGGAGCUGAUGGCGCUGGGCUCCAUCGUCUCCCCACCUUCGCCGCAUGAGCCAGUCGCCCUCCUCCGCCCUCCUCCCUCCCUCCAUCCCUCCUCG